UGCGCGUCCUCGGCGGCCCGGUCACCUGACCCCCGCCGGGUGCAGCUCCGGGUGCCAAGAUGGCUGCUUACCUGCAGUGGCGCCGCUUCGUGUUCUUUGACAGGGAGACGGUGAAGGAGCCGGCCGGGCCCGACGGGGGAGGUGCCGGCGGGGGGAAGCCCUUCGCCCUUCCGCCGGGCAUCACCGUCUGCGACUCGGGCAGAGGCAGCCUGGUUUUCGGGGAUAUGGAAGGUCAGAUCUGGUUCUUGCCACGCUCCCUUCAGUUUAGCAGUUUCCAGGCUUACAAGCUGAGGGUGACUCACCUGUACCAGCUGAAGCAGCACAGCAUCUUGGCUUCUGUUGGUGAAGAUGAAGAAGGCAUUAACCCGCUGGUUAAAGUCUGGAACUUAGAGAAACGAGAUGGUGGGAAUCCUCUUUGCACAAGGAUUUUCCCAGCAAUACCGGGUAACAAACCUACAGCUGUCACCUGCCUAACUGUCCAUGAGAAUCUUAACUUCAUGGCUAUUGGUUUUGCAGAUGGAAGUGUUGUGCUUACAAAAGGUGACAUCACACGAGACCGACACAGUAAGACCCAGAUCUUACAUGAAGGCAAUUACCCGGUCACUGGCCUUGCCUUCCGCCAGUCUGGGAAAAUCACCCACCUUUUUGUUGUCACCACGGAGAACAUCCAGUCCUAUAUGCUGUCAGUGAAGGAUUAUCCUCGCCUGGAGCUGGACACACAUGGUUGCGGUUUACGCUGCUCCACGCUCAGCGACCCCUCUCAGGACCUGCAGUUCAUUGUGGCAGGAAAUGAAUGUGUGUAUCUGUACCAGCCAGAUGAGCGUGGCCCCUGCUUUGCCUUUGAGGGACAGAAGUUGAUCGUUCACUGGUAUCGGGGAUACCUCAUCAUUGUUUCCAAGGACCGGAAGAGCUCUCCAAAAUCAGAGUUUGCUGGGAGCGACCCACAGAACUCUGACAAGCGAAUCUUGAAUGUCUAUGACCUGUGUAACAAGUUCAUUGCGUACAGCUCGGUCUUCGAUGACGUGGUGGAUGUCUUAGCAGAGUGGGGGUCUCUCUACGUGCUGACUAGAGAUGGGAAGAUCCAUGCGCUUCAGGAGAAGGAUACUCAGACCAAACUUGAGGCAAGCCACCUUCUUAAUCUGUUUUAUGGCUUCAGAUUUGUAAAAGCUCCACAGAUUAGAGGUUGA
This is a messenger RNA of Terrapene triunguis (Three-toed box turtle), 1187 nucleotides long. RefSeq names its product vacuolar protein sorting-associated protein 11 homolog. Lineage: Eukaryota; Metazoa; Chordata; Testudines; Emydidae. Gene Ontology annotation, cellular component: HOPS complex; endosome. Bases 60 to 1187 code for a protein of 375 amino acids. The transcript is spliced from 6 exons. Gene Ontology annotation, biological process: endosome organization; vacuole organization; organelle fusion. Gene Ontology annotation, molecular function: protein binding; protein-macromolecule adaptor activity. The record is from RefSeq and is a predicted model, not a curated record.